Ochlerotatus camptorhynchus is the source of this 2086-nucleotide messenger RNA. RefSeq names its product scarlet (gene st). NCBI's taxonomy places the organism in Eukaryota, Metazoa, Arthropoda, Insecta, Diptera, Culicidae. The record is from RefSeq and is a predicted model, not a curated record. Gene Ontology annotation, molecular function: ABC-type transporter activity; ATP hydrolysis activity; ATP binding. The transcript has 4 exons. Gene Ontology annotation, biological process: transmembrane transport. Gene Ontology annotation, cellular component: cytoplasmic vesicle membrane; plasma membrane. The coding region runs from base 10 to 2076 and encodes 688 amino acids.
GUUCUAACAAUGUCCGUGGCUUGCAUUAGCAUGGCCGCAAGUAUGGUGAAAGGUAGCGGCAAGAGGAAUAAGUCCGGUUCCCUGAACAGCACCACCGAGAGCUUCGAGUGCCAACAGUUUGUUGCUGCACUGCCGCCACCGGUUUCGUGCCUUUCGCCGGUAGGUGGCACUAUUGCGACCACUCACCAUCAAAUGGGCGGUUCCCGGUGCUACCAAUCGACGCUGCGAAGCUACAACAAAUGGUCGCCGACGGAGCAGGGCGCCACGCUGGUGUGGCGGGAUUUGUGCGUCUAUGCGACCGGAAAGUAUGGUGGAUCCGGAGGUCGAGGACCGAUCAAACGGAUCAUCAACAACGUGAGCGGUGCCGUAACUCCGGGGACGUUAAUAGCGCUGAUGGGGUCGAGUGGAGCGGGCAAAAGUACGCUCAUGUCGGCGCUAGCCUACCGAAUGCAGCCUGGAACCGUCGUGCAGGGGGACAUUCUGGUGAACGGUCAACCGAUUGGGCCGUACAUGUACCGAUUGAGUGGGUUCGUGCAUCAGGAUGAUCUUUUCGUGGGCUCGUUGACGGUGACGGAGCACAUGUACUUCAUGGCGAAGCUCAAGUUGGACCGAGGCGUGAGUAAGAGUAAGAUCGAUCGGUUGAUCGAGGAGCUACUGGAGCGAACCGGUUUGACCAAGUGUGCCAAUACGCGAAUCGGUGAGGUCGGCGAGGGGAAAAUGUUGUCCGGUGGCGAGAAGAAACGUUUGGCCUUCGCAACGGAACUGCUGACCAAACCGACGAUCUUGUUCUGUGACGAGCCGACUACCGGGCUGGACUCGUUCAGUGCUCAAAACCUUGUCUCAACGCUACAGCUACUGGCCAAGCGAGGAACUGCCAUCAUCUGCACCAUUCAUCAACCGUCGAGUCAACUGUUCUCCAUGUUCGAUCAGGUCAUGCUGAUGGCCGAUGGACGCGUGGCCUACGCCGGCAAGCCCAACGACGGUCUGAUAUUCUUCGAACAGCACGGAUACAGCUGCCCGUCGAACUACAAUCCGGCCGAAUUCCUGAUCGGUGUGCUCGCCACUGCUCCGGGCUACGAGAAGGCCUCGCAGCGUUCUGCUCAGCGGCUGUGCGACCUGUUCGCCGUCAGCGAAACUGCCGGACAGCGAGACGUCCUGAUCAACCUGGAAAUGCACAUAGCUGAAACGGGAGAUUUCAAGAUAACAGAAGAAUCGCACCUUUCCCGCAAACCACACUGGAUCCACACGACCUUCUGGUUGACCUACCGAGCUUUCCUCACCGUCGUACGGGAUCCAACCGUUCAAUACCUCAGACUGCUGCAGAAGAUUGCCAUCGCCCUCAUGGCGGGACUGUGCUUCUCCGGUGCUAUCACUCUCGAUCAACUCGGUGUUCAAGCGAUUCAGGGAAUCCUGUUCAUCUUCGUGUCGGAAAACACCUUCUCGCCGAUGUACUCCGUGCUGUCCGUCUUCCCGGAUACGUUCCCCCUGUUCAUGCGUGAAACCAAGUCCGGGCUGUACCGCACCUCCCAGUACUACGUAGCCAACGCGUUGGCGAUGCUCCCGGGAUUGAUCUUCGAGCCGCUGGUCUUCGUGAUCGUCGCGUACUGGCUGGCGGGACUUCGCCCCACUUUCGAAGCCUUCAUGGUCACCGUGAUCGCCUCCACGCUGGUCAUGAACGUAUCGACCGCCUGCGGAUGCUUCUUCUCGGCUGCCUUCAAUUCGCUUCCGCUGGCCAUGGCCUACCUGGUGCCGUUCGAUUACAUCCUCAUGAUCACCUCCGGCGUGUUUAUUCAGCUGAGUUCGAUGCCGAAAGUCAUCUCGUGGACGCCGUAUAUCUCCUGGAUGAUGUACGCCAACGAAGCGAUGUCCAUCGCGCAGUGGGAGGGAGUUAGCAAUAUCACUUGCUUCGUGGAUGACCCGAACCUGCCGUGCAUGAGAACCGGAACGGCGGUCCUGACGCACUACAGCUUCAACGAGGAGCACCUCUGGAGGAACAUCUGGGCCAUGGUGGUCAUCUACUUUGGGUUUCACAUCCUCGGGUGCGUGUUUCUGUGGCGCAAGACGAAGCAUGGCUAGAACGGAGAGA